This is a messenger RNA of Cetraspora pellucida, 159 nucleotides long. NCBI's taxonomy places the organism in Eukaryota, Fungi, Glomeromycota, Glomeromycetes, Diversisporales, Gigasporaceae. The record is from the annotation of a GenBank genome assembly.
AUGAAUGCUAUUCAGGCAGAAUAUCCAACUGUUUUAACACCUGAGAUAGCAACAUUGAUAUCGCGAAUUACUUUUCUAUUCCUUAUUCUAGGUUAUAGAAUUAAUAUUAUUUUAGACUAUAUGCGCGGGACCAUUGGAUUAAAGAAAAAUGAUGAUUAG